Messenger RNA from Bathycoccus prasinos, 828 nucleotides. RefSeq lists its product with no specific name. Bases 1 to 828 code for a protein of 275 amino acids. The record is from RefSeq and is a predicted model, not a curated record. The transcript has a single exon. NCBI's taxonomy places the organism in Eukaryota, Viridiplantae, Chlorophyta, Mamiellophyceae, Mamiellales, Bathycoccaceae.
AUGUGUUGCAAACAAAACACCAUUGCAAAACAAAGGAAAAAAAAAGAGAAGAGAAAGAGAAGAAGCUCAGAAGGUGUUCUGCACAUUGUGAAGAUGAGAGUAUUGCCGACGAUGGUACUAAAAAAACUGCCCUCGAAUCCGAAAGCUUUUUUAUUCGACAUCGAUGGCACGCUCUGUGAUUCCGACCCGGUGCACUUCGAAUGUUUUCAAGAGUUGAUUAUGAAAGUUCCAUCGGUGAAAAAUCCAUCUCGAAAGCCAAUCGACCACGACUUCUUUCGGAAACACAUAGCCGGAGGGUCAAAUCCAAUCAUAUUCAACAACUUAUAUCCGGAUUUAAGCGAAGAAGAGCGCGAGAGAAUGUGGACAGAGAAGGAAAAAGAAUACAGAAGACGAGCGAUUACAUCUUUACGGAGACUGAAUGGACUUUCAGAGUUGAUGAGCCAAAUAGAUGCUGAGAAAAUACCAAAAAUAGCAGUCACAAACGCACCGAGAGAAAACGCAGAUAUGAUGCUAAAAGCGCUGCAAUUAGACGUUUGGUUCAAAGAGUUAGUCGUGUUAGGUGGUGAGUGUGAACACGCCAAGCCGCAUCCGCAACCGUACAUCGACGGCUUGCGUUUGCUGGGACUAGACCCGAUUGAAGACGCGAAGGAUUGCAUCGUUUUUGAAGAUUCGCCGAGUGGAGCGACGGCUGCAGUGGCGGCGGGAUGUUUUGUCGUUGGUGUUAUGACUUCUCAAAAAGCAGAGCACUUAUUAGAGGUGGGAGUUCACAUGACGGUCAAGGAUUUCGAGGAGUUUAAUUCUAAAAGAAGAGAGUAUAAAAGUCGAUAG